Naegleria fowleri is the source of this 2082-nucleotide messenger RNA. RefSeq lists its product as uncharacterized. The record is from RefSeq and is a predicted model, not a curated record. NCBI's taxonomy places the organism in Eukaryota, Heterolobosea, Eutetramitea, Acrasida, Naegleriidae. Bases 1 to 2082 code for a protein of 693 amino acids. The transcript has a single exon.
AUGCCAGAAACUCCCUCGGCCAAUUCUCAGCAUGAUACUAAAUUCUUAAAACACAUUGGUAUUCUCUAUCAUUCAGAAAAGAUCAAGCAAAUUGCUUGCCGAAUGAUUGAGAAAUUACGCGAAUUGGAUCUCUCUCAAGUCCAUCCAAUCAUUACAUCGGAUGAUGAUUCAUCCAUUCUCAUUCACCAAGAAGAAGAAGAAUUGAAUAGAAUGUUAGGAGCCUUGUAUGGACUCUCAUGGGGAGAUGUUUGUGGUUGUCCUGUCGAAGGAUGGCACUCUCAAGAAGAAAUUGAAAGGCUCUUUGGAGAUCCACACGAAUUGAAUUUAUUCGAUUUUGGGAAAUUAGUGGAGAGAGAUGAGAAUGGCCAUUAUCGAUUGCAGAAUGUGUUUCAAGAAGGAGAAGAACCAACAUGUUACAAGUUUCCAAGUGAUGAAUUGAUUCAAAUCAAAUCUCAAACAUUGGACCAAGAAUCAAAUGUUAAAAAGUAUAAGAGAAAAAAGUCUCCUUUUGAAAUGUUUUUAGGAAAGUGUCGAUUUCCGGGUAUUCAUAGUGAUGAUACUCAACAAGGAAUGGCCCUUAUCAACUCCAUUAUUCAAUACUCUGAGUUGAAUGAAAACGAGAAAUACUUUGGAGAUUUUUGGAAGGAAUGGCUCGUCAAAGGUUUUGAAUGUGUUUCGAGUUGCAAUUUUCCAGUCCAUAAAGAUCAACGUGAAAUGAUUGGUCAAGGAGUUCAAGCCUUCAGAGAUUAUGGAGCGAAUAGUUCGAGAGCUUUCACGAACAUGAAGAAAAAAGUUCCCUUCAAUGAAGCAGGAAGUAAUUCGAGUGGAAUUGGAGGAAUCAUGAGAGGAGGAGUUGCUACUGCUUGUUUUGCUCUCUUUUCACAUUUGAAUGACGAUUCAUUCGUUCUGGAAAAACUUGAAAAGUUUGCAUGUGAACAAAAUUUAUGCACUCAUGCCACUAUUGAAGCGGCUGCUACAUGUUUUGCCACCUCGUUGUGUGCUUACAAAUUCAUGCAACUUGGUUCGGAGAGAGCUGUUGAAUGGUUGUUGAAUCAUUUGGUUGAAAAGGUCAAACAAGUUGAGGAUCGAUGGUGGAAUGAACGUGCUGUCAUUACAUUCGAAAAAGCAGAAGAGGAAGAAGAGGCAGAAACGACCGAAGAAGGUGCAAGUUCAGAAAGUAUGACCACCACCACCGCCACACACGACAACCAAUCCAAGCAAAAAAUCAAGAAGGUUGUCCCAUCUAAACAGAAAAAAAAGAAAUCCUCACAACAUAAUCAUGAAACGAGAGCACCAGAAAAUGAAUUGAAAUGGAAAAUCUACAAAUCUCUUCCCUCGCACAAUGCUGCCUCUGAGUGCUUGGAAGUAUUGUUGAAUAUUAUUAAGAGUUUGAGAGGAACCGAGAAAGAAGAAAGCAUGCUUUUCGAGUUGAGAGAACAAAUUAGUGAACUCGCAAGGAAAUACAAACCAGAAAAGAAGAACAUGAGAGCCCAUGUUAAUCAAGGUUUCUGUUUACUUGCUGGAAUGCACGCCAUUUGUUGUAGUUUAAUUCCUGAAAACCCUGAAAUUAUUUACUAUUGCCAUAAGAAAAAUCCACAAACAGAUCCAUCACCACAACACAAUGAUAGCGUAUCACAGAAUGAUGUCAUGAGACAAUUUCCUAAUCUUGUUUUGAGAUCUAUUAUCACGUUGGGUUAUGACACAGACACCAUUGGAGCCAUUGCUGGAUAUUUAUUGGGUGCACGAUUUGGAAUGAGAUGGAUUCCAGUUCAACUCUUGUUUGAUUAUGAGCGAAUUCGAGAUGAGUAUGCAACGAGAUUGGUGAAAAUUUACAAAAUGAAGAGAAACAUUGCAUUGAAGAAUACAAGUGACGAAGGCAAUGAUGAUGCAACAAGCAUAAGUGUAGAACCUUUGGAAGAUUAUCUUGCACAUGAACAAUUCAACACCUUGAUUGGAGAAUUUUAUCAACAUGGAAUUGUGGAUCGUUUUAUACCUUUUGUUGUCACAGAUCAAAACAAACACAUUUACGGAAACAGCACCAGUCGAGUUUCUCUUCAUUCAUUAGAAAAUAAGAUUCAGUAG